AUGCCCAACAUAUGCACUCGUGUCGUCUUUCGAUGUUUCAAAAAACUGGAACGGUGGGGAGAUAAAGUCACAGGCGCAGCAGGACCUUUCUUCGUCGGGCUCGCCGUCAUACUCAUUGUCGCAGGGACAGUCAGCUUUCUCAACAUAGUGCUUCCAAGUCUGCCGUGGCCGCUGUUGACCGCACCACCAUGCUUGAUCAUCAUCCUCAACAUGUUCGGACACUACUACUAUGUCUGCACCGUGCCACCAGGUUACGUCGAUGACCCACCGCAAACGCAUGUCGACAAUAGCCUUCUAUGGGCGAGGAGAAGUAUCGGCACACCAGUGAGGCCGCAGAACGGCGUGAGAUGGUCCUCGGAGGUGAAUAUCACGAAGGCGAGCACUACGCGCUGUACGAAGUGCAACCAAAUCAAGCCAGAGAGGACACAUCACUGUCGGAUAUGCAACCGCUGCGUGUUGAAAUAUGACCAUCAUUGUCCAGUGAGGGUUAACCAAUGUGUCGGAUUAUACAACGAGCGCCACUUUGUUCUCUUCAUGGUGUACCUCGUCAUCGGUGCUUUCUGGUACACGCUUUUAGGGUGGGAUUUCAUCCUUAUGGCGUUCGGGAUGCAUUGGAAUGCAAAGUGGCCGUUCUUAGUCCCGUCCGUCGUGUUCAUCAUGUCCUACAUCCUCGCCGCAGUAAUGUGCCUCGCAGUUGGUAUCAUGGCGGCAUGGCACUUAUGGAGUGUGGCGAUCGGAGAGACGAGUUGCGAAGGACACGAUUUCGAGAUUUAUAGGAAGCUUGCGAAGUCGAGGGGAGAGACGUUUGUGAAUUCAUACGACCUGGGCAAACGCAAAAAUCUCGAGCUGUUCUUCAACCUAGGAAGGGAUGGAUACCCAAUCUACACCCUUUUCUUCCCUUUCCGUAUAGAACCCUACACCGACGGUCGCUCUUGGGCACGAAGACCAGGGCUCGAACGACACAGAGGCGUCAGGGAGGGCGAAGAUUUGACGGACGAGGAAGAGGAAGAGGAAAUAUAG
This is a messenger RNA of Stereum hirsutum FP-91666 SS1, 1020 nucleotides long. Its product is annotated as zf-DHHC-domain-containing protein. Bases 1 to 1020 code for a protein of 339 amino acids. Lineage: Eukaryota; Fungi; Basidiomycota; Agaricomycetes; Russulales; Stereaceae. The record is from RefSeq and is a predicted model, not a curated record. Gene Ontology annotation, molecular function: palmitoyltransferase activity. The transcript is spliced from 9 exons.